This is a messenger RNA of Cephus cinctus (wheat stem sawfly), 2108 nucleotides long. RefSeq names its product probable ATP-dependent RNA helicase DDX28 (gene Dbp21E2). Gene Ontology annotation, biological process: mitochondrial large ribosomal subunit assembly. The record is from RefSeq and is a predicted model, not a curated record. Gene Ontology annotation, molecular function: RNA helicase activity; nucleic acid binding; ATP binding. NCBI's taxonomy places the organism in Eukaryota, Metazoa, Arthropoda, Insecta, Hymenoptera, Cephidae. Gene Ontology annotation, cellular component: mitochondrion. The transcript is spliced from 7 exons. Bases 242 to 1876 code for a protein of 544 amino acids.
CGUUGUGCAUCUCCCUACUGAUCUCUGCCGAAAAUCGUAGCGUUGUGCAUCUUCUUACUGAUCUCUGGUGCAUCUCCCUACUCAUCUCUUCUUCUUACAUUAAUAAACACCAGGUGGAUUGCGAUUUAAAUGGAAUGAGAGCACAUGAUAGCACUGGAGAACACGUAAUUUCCAAGGAGAAUUGUGUUUAGUUAUUUAGUAGUGUCCUACUUAUCUGUGGUAGUAUCACAAAAACCCAAUCAUGCUGUUUCGUUUCUGCAAAUUAUGUCAAAGAGUUGAACGCUCUGCAAUUGUCUUACAAAGAUUUAGAUCUACACAGACUCUGCAGAAGGAGGAGGAUAAUCAUCAAGCUAUGACAUCUACUGAAGCAAAACAGGAGAACACUAGAAUAAUCACUUGCAAAAGAAGUGAAUUCAAUUUUUAUUUGGGACAGACCUAUUCAAAGUUUGAACCUAUUCCAUUAGCAUCAAGAGGAUGGCAACACAAAGAAGCCAGAGGAGAUUAUUUUGUCAUACAUCCCUUAAUGGAGGAAAUACCACUGAAUGAAGAUGUAACUUUUCAAAAACUCAAAAUUGACCCUAGGCUUCUUAAAAAAUUAGAAGAAAGCAAUAUAGCUUCUCCUACAGAGAUUCAAAAACUUGCAAUUCCUAUUUUGGAAACUGGUUGCAAUACAUUAAUAUCUGCUGAAACUGGUUGUGGAAAAACAUUAGCCUUUCUACUGCCAUUAGUACAACAAAUUCUACGAUGGAAGAAGCUCAUUGACAGAAAGCCAAAUACUCCUCUAGGAUUAAUUAUAACUCCUAGUAGAGAAUUGGCGAUGCAAAUUGCAGCUCAAGUAACUACAUUAACUAGAGGAAUAGAUUUUCGGAGUAAGUUAUUAAUUGGUGGUAGAACAAAAAAACUCAUGCUAAAUCCAAGUGUAACAGAUGUAGACCUCUUGAUAUGCACAUUGGGAGUUAUGAGUAAAUUAUCUACCAAUAAUAUCUACAAACUUCAGGCUGUUCGUCAUGUGAUUUUGGAUGAAAUGGAUGCCUUGUUUGAUGAAACUUUUGUCGAGAAACUAAUACCCUUCAUGCGCAGGAUUCCUCUUAAUUCCAGUGGGCAUGCAGAUGAUAUCACUAAAUACCCAGCAUAUUCACAGCUGACUUUAGUAUCCGCUACGCUGCCUCCUGAAGUAAUGGAUGUGGUUGAGAAAAUCGUGGAUCCCAAUUCAAUGCAACACGUAAGGACGGACAAGCUUCAUAAGAUUUUGGUGACGCAAAAGUUCAAACGCGUGGGCAAAUCCCAAAAACCUCAGGAACUGCUAAAAUUAGUGAAACAAAGGUCAUCAUGUAAGCAGCCGACCAUUGUGUUCAGCAAUGACAGUGCCACUUGUGAUUGGAUUAGCAUAUUCCUCAAGCAAUUCAACGUUGACAAUACCCAUUUGAAUGGUCGAAUGCCGAUGGUCAUCAGAGAAGGAAAAUUCGCUGAGUUUCAAAAAGGCAUGACGCACGUUUUGUCUACGACCAAUGCAGGAGCCAGAGGUCUCGACACUACAUCAGUUACUCACAUCAUCAACUAUGAUUUCCCUUUGAAUACCGUUGAAUACAUUCACAGAUGCGGGAGAACUGGGAGAAUCGGAAGUCAGAAUAACUGCAAAAUCACAAAUUUCAUAGCAAGGCCCUUAGAAAUAGCAGUCACUCAGAAAAUCGAAAAGGCAGCUCGAAAGAUGCUUCCUAUACCCAUCUGCGAUUUGACGGGUACAGUUUUAGAGAAAAAGAAGCAAAUACAGCCGGUACCACGACCAAGCCAAAAACGAAUGAGAGCUGUUCAGCCGGAAAAGCCUGUUGAAAAGAAGAAAACAGUAGUAGUAGAAGAUCCAAGUAUCCCAUAUUGAACAAAAUGAAGCGCCUUGUACAAAAAAUGAAGUUAUCACCGAAAUAAAGGAUAUCAUUCGCGGCUUAUGAAUUAUUCGAGCUCUUUCGUCAAAUUUCUGCUUUACAAGAAAUGCAACUCAGGUUUUACGAGUAACCACUAGAAAUCACAUCGAUGUAGGAUGGACCCAUUUGAAAAUUAGGUACUUUAAAUAAAGAAUAAAAAAACUUCAAUGAUCGACAAUGUAGUCAGCA